This is a messenger RNA of Nelumbo nucifera (sacred lotus), 978 nucleotides long. RefSeq names its product pyrroline-5-carboxylate reductase. NCBI's taxonomy places the organism in Eukaryota, Viridiplantae, Streptophyta, Magnoliopsida, Proteales, Nelumbonaceae. The record is from RefSeq and is a predicted model, not a curated record.
AGCAGAGCAAGGGUGCUUUGCUCUGAUGCUUCAUGAUUCCAUCAGAUUGUUACAGAGGGUAAAAGGAAAGGUCGAAGCGUCGACCUAAAUAAAGCCGUGAAGCAUCUGAUUUAUAUCUGAUCAGAGAGACCCACCACACCAAAACCAAAACUAUCCAGACACUCAAUCCUUUCCCCCCCAAAAAUUUGCUACCGUCUCUUCUCAGCGACCUCGUUGAAGGCAUAGCGGAAACCUCCUCAGCUCAGAAAAAUCAAAGGGUCGAGCAGAUCAUCAAUGGCAGAAGACUUUGAAGAAGAGAAAAUGGAAGAGGAGGAGCAAAAGGGCUCCUCCGACACCUGGGCUUUGCUAAGGCGAUUGAUGAGCAAGAGAAGAACAUGGGUUUGUCUGUUCGUGUUAGUCUAUGCUCUUCUGCUGUCUUCCUCAUGGAACCUCCUUCGGUCCAUUCUUUCCUGGUACAACUCCAACUCCGACGGUGCUGCUGGUGCUGGGUGGCCGGCCCUUUACGCCUCGGUCCUCUUCGGAGCUGUGUUUGGCCUUCUUUCUAUGGUGGCAGCCCUGGCCGUUGCCCUGCCCGCCAUGGUUCUCACAUGGAUUACUGUGCUGGUGCUCCUUACUUUCUGCGGCAAGCCCCAGCGAUCUCUGGUGCUGGAAGGGAGGAAGAUCACGACAGAUAUUACAGGGUUUGUCAUCAAGAUUGUGAUUAGGGAAGGGAAUAUCGUGGCCGCCUUCUGUGCGUUUCUUGGGUACUUGGUGCUUGUGAGGAGGAUAGGCGAAGACGAUUGAUUCUCUCGAUUCCACGGCUUUUCAUUUUUCUUUCUUUUCUUAGUAAUUUCUUUUAAUUUUUCCUUUCUUUCUUUCUUUCCCUCCUUCACUUCAAAAUUCAAAUAGGGUUAGUUAAUGGCAGCUGAUCUUGUAGUCUAUCUUCUGUUUUUCUGGUAAUACACGACUAAUAUGAAAUCCAGAAAAUUUUGGGCAUCA